Molecule: messenger RNA, 2914 nt
Organism: Carassius auratus (goldfish)
Lineage: Eukaryota; Metazoa; Chordata; Actinopteri; Cypriniformes; Cyprinidae
Product: proline-rich protein 5-like
Exons: 10
Coding region: 1253-2305 (350 amino acids)
Biological process (GO): TORC2 signaling
Cellular component (GO): TORC2 complex
Source: RefSeq, a predicted model, not a curated record
UUAUUCACAUAUGAUACUUAACUUGUUUUAGAGAAUAUUAACAGUGGUUUUAAUGAUAUGUCAGUGUUUUUCUCCUGUUAUUCUGAGGAUUGUGUUUGUCUUUGUGUCCUUGAGAGUUUGACACACCUGCAGCUGUAGGUGAUUUGAGUUAAUCAGUGAUGAAAGUGAACAGAUCAGUCUCUGUGCGGAUCCAUAAUCAGGAGUACAGUACAGAAUACAGUAAUACAGACUUAUCAACUUACCUCCGUUCACGAGAGUGUGUGUGUGUGUGUGUGUGUGUGUGUGUGAGAGAGAGAGUGUGUGUGUGUGAGUGAGAGAGAGAGAGAGAGAGGGUGUGUGUGUGUGUGUGUGUGUUUCUGUGUGUCAUGUUGUGUUCAGGUUUGAUUCCUAGGUUUGUCAGAAUGUUGGAGGAAUAGCUUGGACUCAUUCUGGUGGUUUGUGAUGUUGAUUUGUGUGACCGCAGGAUCGGUCAGUAUUUUAGUUUUCAUCUCAAGAAGUCUGGUGUAGGGUCAGAUGUCAGUGAUUGGAUGGUCACUAACUGAAGUGGGUGAGUUUGAGCAGGUUAUGGUGGAGGUCAGAGGUCAGAGGAAGCACUUACACACGUGAUCCAGCAGGCGGCAGCAGAGGUGUGCUUCUAGUGUUCAGAUUCAGUGUUAGAGUAAUGCGCUCAGACACAGAUCGGUCUUCUCUCAGUCCUUCAUGAGGCACAUGUGAAGUCUGGAUUGAUCUGGAUCAGAGGGUUUCUGCUGGUCUCCGUCCAUUUAACACACAAGAUCAGUUCAGAUCAGUUUCAGAUCUUCCCAUAAUGCUGGAUUUGUUAUUAUUUUGCUUGACUGAUAUUUGAUUUGGACCCUGAAUUUAUUUGCAUGUUUAUAAAUGAUUUAAAUAUGUAAUGUUUUUUCAUGUAUCGUACUUAAUAGAAAAAUAAAUGAAUCUCCAUUGAGACAAAAGAAGUUAUUAGAAGAUGAAUUGAGAUGUGUGGUUUUUCAGCUCUUCGUCUGCUGAUCUUCUGAGUGUGUGCUGUACGAGUAAAGCUUCUGUGUCUGUGUAGUUACUCAUGGGUAGUGUCUGGUUCGUUUAGUGUUUGUGUGUUGGGUUAGUUUCUCUCUCUCUCUCUCUCUGUGUGUGUGUGUGUUCCUCUCUGUCUUUCACUUCCAUGAUCUGUCCUCUGAUCCCACGGCAGACGCUGACGGACAGUCAGACAGGAAGUGUUCGUAGAGUAAAGCUGAGCUGAUUCUGUUAGUUUUGAGCCAUGGAUUGGGAUUAUUAUGUGCCUUUACUAGAGACUCUCCACAGGCUGAAGUUGAUGAGUUCUCCCAGUCUGAGUGAUUUGGGUCGAUCAGAGAGAUCAGCGCUGGAUGACAGGAACGACCAGGAGCACCGAGCUGGAGCCAACGCCACCUGGAACAGCAUCCAUAAUGCCGUGAUCGCUGUGUUCCAGCGCAAGGAUCUGGGAGAGAAUGAGCUCUAUGUGCUGAAUGAAGGCGUCAGGCAGCUCCUAAAGACUGAGUUGGGCUCCUUCUUCACAGAGUAUCUGCAGAAUCAGCUGUUGACGAAGGGAAUGGUGAUUUUGAGAGAUAAGAUUCACUUUUAUGAAGGUCAGAAGCUGCUGGACUCUCUGGCAGAAACGUGGGACUACUUCUUCUGUAAUGUUCUGUCCAUGCUGCAGGCCAUCUUCUACCCCGUCCAGGGGAAGGAGCCGUCUGUCCGUCAGCUGGCUCUGCUGCACUUCAGGAACAUCAUCACUCUCAACAUAAAGCUGGACGAUGCUCUGACUCGACCGCGCGCUCGUGUGCCGCCCUCCAUCAUUCAGAUGCUGCUCAUCCUGCAGGGGGUUCACGAGUCUAAAGGUGUGAGCAGUGAUUACCUGAAGCUGGAGUCUCUGGUGCAGAAGGUGGUGUGUCCGUAUCUGGGGACGCGUGGCCUGUUCUGCGGCGAUGGCUCGGUGGCUCAGAGCUCGUGUGUUCUGGAGAAGCGUCUCCUGCGCCGAUGGCCGCGCUCCAGCGACUCGCACGCCAAGAACCUGGUGGUGCGCUCCAAGAGCUACAACAUCCCUGUGCUGACGCCGCUGGAGGAGCACGACCCCGAGAGCAGCGCCGCGGUCAGACGUCACUCCGUGUGUCAGAUGACGUCCUGCGCAGAAGAGCCAGACGUCUGUGAGGAUCCGUCUCCUCCCGUCUGCUCCGAGACCAUCGUGGACCAGAUCCUGGAGUCUCUGGACUCAGACACCGAGGGAAUCUUCAUCGACUUCCGCCGGCAGCGUUCCAGCUCCGACUUCAGCCGGGAGAGCCAGAGCGCAGUGUGACCUUUGACCUGGAGACACGUUCGGCUCGACCAGCCUCUGACCUGAAAGUGUCCAGCUGAGAUUCUGCUCUGGUCAGACGAGCCUCGACAAACACUAAUGAAGCAGGCAAUCAUUCACUUACACUAACUAGGAAACACACCACCAGUCCAGCGUCCUCCAGCUGUAUUUAUAUUCAUGUGAGGCAGUGAAUGUGUACACGGACGCUUCAGGAAGGGCUCAUCUGUGGCGAGGUGACGCUCUUCAUCGAAAACAUUCAGUUCCUCAUUAUACCUGCAGCUUUAUGAGCUCAGGUUAAACUACAUGAUUACUUCAGCGAACCAUUUCCUUGAAAAGAGUUUAAAAUAUGAGAUCACAGCAUGAACCUAGUUAGCUAGCUAGUUAGCAGAUGGUUGAUGUGAGCGCUGCAAACACUUUCCAUUAAAAGAUUUAUUUUGUGCAGAGUUGAAUGUUGUGACACAAGCGUCUCGUGAAGCUGGAUGUACCUUCAUCUGAGACAAAAAACAGCUGAAUGUCUGACAGAAACUAGAAACACGAGAGUCCAUCUGAAAAACAAGACAUUCAGUUUCUCCAUCUCUCUUUUUUUUUCUUAAAUAGUGUUUCUUUGUAACA